Scomber japonicus (chub mackerel) is the source of this 3237-nucleotide messenger RNA. It is a transcript of the gene ilvbl, whose product is annotated as ilvB (bacterial acetolactate synthase)-like. NCBI's taxonomy places the organism in Eukaryota, Metazoa, Chordata, Actinopteri, Scombriformes, Scombridae. Gene Ontology annotation, molecular function: flavin adenine dinucleotide binding; acetolactate synthase activity; magnesium ion binding. The coding region runs from base 267 to 2135 and encodes 622 amino acids. The transcript has 14 exons. Gene Ontology annotation, cellular component: acetolactate synthase complex. Gene Ontology annotation, biological process: L-valine biosynthetic process. The record is from RefSeq and is a predicted model, not a curated record.
AAGCGCUCGGUCAAUUCAAGCCACCUUCAUGCCCUUCACAGCCUUCAUUCAGUAACUUUUUUUUAAAGCUAAAUUCACAGUGAAUGUAUGAAAAAAAUACUUUUGAAAUGGGCGUAUAGCAGUUAUUAGAGCAGCUCCACAGUUAGUUAUCUUAGCCUAGCCUGAACUGGUGAGCUGCUCAACUUUACGAGUUACGAUAAGGUUGUAGGUGUUAAGUGGACCUAAGUUGAGUUUUUACAAUUAAAGGUUUGCUUCUGCAUCCUAACAUGGAGCCCUGUGGAGCCAUUCUUGGAUGCAGUGCGGGUAUUGCGGUGGGUGGGCUUUUGUUUGCAGCCUACAAACUUGGCUUACUCUACCAGUUGUUUCACAAGGCUGAGACGAAGAGCCCACGGCAUGGUGGUGAAAGUGUCGCGGAGGUCCUCCGUGCUCACGGGAUCAAGUAUGUUUUCACUCUUGUUGGUGGACACAUCUCACCCAUCCUGGUGGCUUGCGAGAAGAUGGGCAUCCGCAUUGUAGACACCAGACACGAGGCCACUGCUGUCUUUGCUGCUGAUGCUGUGGCAAGGCUCUCAGGCACUGUUGGUGUAGCAGCAGUGACUGCCGGCCCAGGCCUUACCAACACAGUGACAGCAGUGAAGAAUGCUCAGAUGGCUGAAUCUCCACUACUGCUUAUAGGAGGAGCUGCUGGUACACUUCUUCAGGGCAGAGGAGCGCUGCAAGAUAUUGACCAGAUGUCUCUCUUCAAGCCACUAUGUAAGUUCUGUGCCUCCAUAAGGACUAUCAGGGAAAUCGUGCCUACAGUCAGGAAGGCCCUGGCCAUCGCCCAGUCUGGAACUCCUGGUCCUGUUUUCAUAGAAUUCCCCAUUGACACACUCUACCCCUUCCACCUGGUUUCCAAAGAGUUUGCGGUUAAAAACCCUCCUAAAGGCCUGAUGGGAAAAAUUGUCUCAUGGUACCUCAAUAGCCACCUCACUAACCUUUUUGCCGGAGCUUGGGAGACAAGAGAUGUUUCUCCACUUCCUGUUGACAUACCACAAGCCACAGAUGAUCAGGUUCAAAAAUGCAUAGAGCUGGUGAGCCGAGCCAAGAAACCAGUUAUUCUUCUGGGUAGCCAAGCAACACUACCCCCAACCCCGGCUGAUGACAUCAGGAAGGCGUUGGAGGACCUGGGCAUCCCCUGCUUCCUCGGGGGCAUGUCCCGUGGAUUGCUGGGUAAAGCUAGCCCCAUCCACAUCAGACAGAACAGACGCGAUGCUCUGAAGGAUGCCGACUUGGUGCUCUUAGCAGGCACUGUAUGUGACUUCCGGUUGAGCUAUGGCAGAGUUCUGAACAGACGUAGCAAGAUCAUCGCUGUCAACCGAGAUAAGUCACAGCUGCUCAAAAACUCUGAUAUGUUCUGGAAACCAACUAUAGCAAUUCAAGGUGAUGCUGGUUCAUUCUUAGCACGGCUUGCCAAAGGCCUGAAGGGCCAUCGCUGUCCAGAAGAAUGGCCUCAAAGUCUCAAAGCAGGAGAUACCACCAAAGAAAACACUAACAGAGCUAAAGCUGACGAAAAGACAAACCACCACUUAAAUCCCUUGAAAGUCCUCCACCUUGUGGAUGAACUGAUGGCAGAGGACAGCAUCAUUGUGGCUGAUGGUGGUGAUUUUGUGGGAAGUGCUGCUUACAUUAUGAGACCAAGAGGACCUUUGCGCUGGCUAGAUCCAGGAGCCUUUGGGACUCUUGGGGUGGGAGGAGGAUUUGCUCUAGGGGCAAAACUGUGUCGGCCUGAAUCUGAGGUGUGGAUAGUCUAUGGUGACGGCUCCUUAGGAUACAGUGUUGCAGAGUUUGACACAUUCACUAGACACAAGACAGCAGUUAUAGCCGUGGUGGGAAAUGAUGCAUGUUGGAGUCAGAUUUCCAGAGAGCAGGUUCCCAUACUUGGCAGCAAUGUGGCAUGUGGCCUUGCAUUUACAGAUUAUCACACAGUAGCUGAUGGUUACGGUGGUAAGGGCUACCUUAUAGGGCGUGAGGAUGAGGACCGCCUGAGUGACAUCAUCAAACAGGCUCAGAAGGAGACCAAGGAGGGCAAGGCUACACUUCUCAACGUUCUGAUAGGGAAGACCAACUUUAGAGAAGGCUCCAUCUCUGUAUAGAGCAGCUGUAACUUUCUAAAAGAGUGUAUUCUUCCUUUACCCUUGGCUUCCUUCAUUGACUUUUACUACCAGGGUUUAUGAAGGGUUUCAAAGAAAAAACUGUUGGAUACUGUGUGGAGCCCAGCCCUGACCCGACCUCUGCUAAUCCUUUGUGCCCUUAAAGCCAUAUUUCACUUUGAUAAGAGAAAAUGACUUUACAGUCUACUGAUCUCCCAUAAGAGUUCCUCAACUGUCAGUUGUGUAGUCAAAAAUCAUACUAGUACUGCAUUAUUAUGAAUAAGUUAUAUUAUUAUUAUUGGUAGUAGUAGUAUUAUUAUUAUCAUUACCAGUUAAUAUAUUCUAUUAUAUUAAGUUAUUUACUAUUAUGCAGUAAAAUAUAGCUCAAGAUCUGCCAGCCUUGAAAGUAAAGCUUUUAUUGAGCUUCAUGUGACUUUCAGGUUCAUGUUGUGCUAAUUCAAAGCAUAAUUGCUGCAUUUCAAGAAGGGAAAGAAUGAGAAUUAAGAACAUUUUUGCUUUGUUUAGGGAUUUUGCCUCUUCAGGAGCUCGGAUUUGAUUUUUGACCUUCAAACAGUCUAUUAUAACUAGACAUUUCUUACAAAUAAAUCAGUGAUUGAGUGAGAGUGCAUUGGUUUAAAUAUGCUAGUAUUCCUUUCUCCUGUAAUAAAAUGAAUACAGAGCCUUUUCUUUGAGGACAUGUGAAAUCUUACAGCUGUAAUAUUGUUCAUCGAUUGAUGAUUUGGGAUAAAUUUGCAAAUGGAAAAUAUUUUUGAAUGACAGACAAACGGUAUGCCUUUUAAUGAUUGAUUGUAUCUUCAAAUACAUUGAUAUGUGUAGAUUGAAAUGUGUCUGCUGAUUUAGUUGUGUAUUCAAAUGAUAUUUAAUAUUAACAUGUAUGCAGUGAUGUGGGCUAUAAAUUAAAAAUGCCUAUACACAAUAUAUAUUGCACUAUAAUUGUAACUUAUUUGCUCACAGGGUGAACACAUGGAUCAUCUCACUCCAACAUAUAUGCUGUUUUUUUUGGUAUCUUGAGGGAUGUAUGUCAAACUUUGGAUCAUGAACUGUUCAUUCGGAUUUAUUCUCAAAUAAAUUGAAAGAAGAUAUA